Molecule: messenger RNA, 885 nt
Organism: Acanthocheilonema viteae
Lineage: Eukaryota; Metazoa; Nematoda; Chromadorea; Rhabditida; Onchocercidae
Source: the annotation of a GenBank genome assembly
AUGGUAUCAGGAUUAUCAUUUCAGAAUAUUAGCAAUAAAAAUCAAUUAUCAGCCGUUAUUAUCCAAGGUCCAGUUUAUUCAAGCAUUUAUCAGCAAUUAUCUCCGCAAUUAACUUAUUGCAUUACGAUUAUCAAUUCAACAGAUGAUUCAGCUCGAUCAUUUCAAAUUGAUGUCUUCACAAAUGUCAAUUCAAUGCCUGGACAUACAUUUUUUAUGAAUUUAAAGAGUAAUAUUGAAAAUGAUGGUCAUUUCUAUACUGAUGUAAAUGGAAUGUAUUUAAUACAACGAAGCUAUGAUAAGAGGAUGAAAUUUGAAGCGAACAUUUAUCCGAUGAUUACCGAAGCAAUGAUAGAAGAUGAUAAGCUUCGUUGUACCAUUCUUGGAGCUCAAUCGACUGGUGUUACUUCAAAAUUGGGUGUCCUUACUCUAAUGAUAGAUCGAGAAAUGUAUAACGAUGAUGGGAAAGGUUUAGAAUAUUACGAAGCUAGUGAGAGUCAUCCAUCACAUCUCAAAUAUCGAAUUAUUUUUGAAGCAAAAAUGCCACUAAGUGAUGAUUUCAAUCGUAAGAAAAGAGUUGACGAAAAUAAAUCAGAAAAUGAUAGUUUACCGAUGAACAUGCAGAAUACUUUAUAUCAUUCACAAUUUGUGCAACAAAUCUUAGAGGAAUUACUUUAUCCGGCCGCUCUAUUCUCAUCAUCAAAUAUCAAUUCAACCGAUGAUAAUGAUAUGAUAUCAACAAUGAUUGGUCUACCAAGCAUUCCCGAUAACAUUCAACUUAUCACUGCUCGAUACAUAGCACAAAAGACAAUAUUAAUAUCGAUGCGUCAAUUACCGUACGACUGUUCAGUAAGGUCAUAUAGUAAAGGCAACACUAAUUUGGUAUGA